Messenger RNA from Didymosphaeria variabile, 1662 nucleotides. RefSeq names its product T-complex protein 1 subunit theta (gene CCT8). The transcript is spliced from 3 exons. Gene Ontology annotation, biological process: protein folding. Gene Ontology annotation, cellular component: chaperonin-containing T-complex. Gene Ontology annotation, molecular function: ATP-dependent protein folding chaperone; ATP binding; ATP hydrolysis activity. The record is from RefSeq and is a predicted model, not a curated record. NCBI's taxonomy places the organism in Eukaryota, Fungi, Ascomycota, Dothideomycetes, Pleosporales, Didymosphaeriaceae. Bases 1 to 1662 code for a protein of 553 amino acids.
AUGUCCCUCUCAAUACCAAACGCUCCGAACGCCGGGCUCUUCAAGCAGGGCUACCAGAACUACGAUGCCGAAGAUGGAGCAGUCAUCCGCAACAUUGACGCAUGCCGGACUAUCGCCCAGACCGUUCAGACCUCGCUCGGACCCUAUGGCCGCAACAAGAUUGUCAUAAAUCACCUGCAAAAGAUGAUAUUAACGAACGAUGCGGCGACAAUACUGCGGGAGCUCGAGGUCGUGCACCCUGCGGCGAAAUUGCUCGUCAUGGCGUCACAGCAGCAGGAGGCGGAGAUGGGCGAUGCGACAAACAUGGUCAUCGUCUUGGCCGGCGAGCUGUUGAAGAAGGCGGAGGAGUUGAUACGGAUGGGUCUGAAGACCAGCGACAUUGUACUAGGAUAUGAGAAGGCACAAAAUGCUGCACUACAGGUUCUGGAAGAGCUUGUAUGCGACAAGGUUGACGACAUCCGUUCACAGGAAGAACUUAGCAAGGCAAUCCGCACGGUCGUCGCAGCUAAACAAUCUGGUAGUGAAGACUUCCUCGCAGACCUCGUCGCCGAGGGCGUCCUCGCAGUCCUCCCCAAGAACCCUGUCAACUUCAACGUGGACAACAUUCGGGUGGUAAAGAUUAUGGGAGGCAGCUUGGAGCAGAGCAAGGUCGUCAAGGGCAUGGUUUUUGCUCGGGAACCCGAAGGCAACAUCAAGAAGGCCACUAAGGCGAAGGUCGGCGUCUUCUCAUGCCCCAUCGAUAUCUCUCAGACGGAGACCAAGGGCACGGUGCUACUACACAAUGCGAAGGAGAUGCUGGAUUUCACAAAAGGCGAGGAGCAACAGAUCGAGCAAAUCGUCAAGGAGCUGCACGACUCUGGUGUCCGUGUCGUAGUAGCAGGCUCCACAGUUGGCGAGCUCGCCGCGCACUACCUCAACCGCUACAACAUCCUUGUCAUCAAGGUCCUCUCCAAAUUCGAGCUCCGCCGCCUCUGCCGCGUCGUCGGCGCCACACCGCUCGCCCGCCUCGGCGCCCCUAUGCCCGACGAAAUGGGAUCGGUCGACAUCGUAGAGACCCUCGAAAUCGGCGGCGACCGCGUGACCGUCUUCAGACAAGAGAACGAACAGACCCGGACAGCCACCCUCGUCCUCCGUGGCGCAACCCAGAACCACCUCGACGACGUUGAGCGCGCCAUCGACGAUGGUGUUAAUGUAGUCAAGGCAAUCACCCGCGACGCGCGCCUCGUCCCCGGCGCCGGUGCAACCGAAAUGCAGCUCAUCGAGCGCAUCAAGUCGCUCGCGGACCGCACCCCAGGUCUUAGCCAGUACAGCAUCCGCAAGUAUGCCGAGGCCUUCGAAGUCAUCCCGCGCACGCUCGCAGAAUCCGCCGGCCUCGACGCCACCGAGGUCCUCGCCCGCCUGUACGUCGCACACGCCGCGCAAAAGAAGAACGAUGAGUGGACCGUCGGGGUGGACAUUGAGAACGAUGACGGCACCGGCACGCUGGACGCAAAGGACGAGGGUAUUUUGGAUCUGUGGGUCAGCAAGAGCUGGGCUAUCCGGUUGGCGACGGAGUCUGCGAGGACGGUAUUGAGUGUCGAUCAGAUUAUUGUAGCGAGACAGGCAGGUGGGCCUAAGAUGCCCGGUAAGGCGCAGCAAGGGAACUGGGAUAAUGACGAUUAG